AUGAAGUUCUCUAUCGCCAUCACAACACUUGCUUCAGCCAUGAGCAUAUCUGCCUCUCCUCUAUCAUUUCUACGUAAAAGAGAGUUUGGAGGUGUCUUACUAUGUACAGGUGCCAACUCAACAGGCACUUGCUCCUAUGAGGUGUACGAGCUCGACAAAUGCCAUCAACUUAAAGCACCUUUCUAUCAAAACACAACCACUUUUUCUCCAGAUGGCGAAGAGUUUUACUGCUACCCGCGUACGACCAAUUGCACCGACAGCUGUAGGAGUCCCACAGGAUGUACCUUUGGCUCGGUAGAUUACAACUACGAAAACAAGAACAAUUUAACUGCCAUCAAGUGGAACACCCUCAUCAGCAGCUUUGACUGUACACGCAGAUAG
This is a messenger RNA of Fusarium venenatum, 381 nucleotides long. RefSeq lists its product as uncharacterized. NCBI's taxonomy places the organism in Eukaryota, Fungi, Ascomycota, Sordariomycetes, Hypocreales, Nectriaceae. The record is from RefSeq and is a predicted model, not a curated record.